This is a messenger RNA of Xyrichtys novacula (pearly razorfish), 2871 nucleotides long. Lineage: Eukaryota; Metazoa; Chordata; Actinopteri; Labriformes; Labridae. The record is from the annotation of a GenBank genome assembly.
GGAAAAUACCACAAAAGCCAAGGCUGAAUAGAUUAAAUGGAUUUAAGAUCAGCUCUAUUUAAGUAGCAUAAAGGGUGGUCCCGAUGUUAGCGAGCACAAGACGUGCAACCGAGACCGAAGCAAGAAGAGAUCUUUACAGGUAAGAUUUAUGAUUAGGUGAGAGACUCAACUAUUACUGCAUUGUUGAAUGAAGAACAGCAGUAUUGCCUGGGUGUCUGGGGUGCAGACCACAUCAUGUGCAGUUUAUUCUUGUAACAAUUCAAAGACUUUUUCAACGGUUCGUUUGUUUCUGCCCUGAUGGCACAUUUUUUAAAGCUUAGACUAUACUUAUUUAAAAUAUAUUUUACAGAUAAUGUUGUUAUGACACUAUCGAGAGUUAUGCAAAUAAGUUGAACUUAAACAGGCUGAACUUUUCUGUGAAAACAGAUGAAGCGAUUCAAGUUACAAUGAGAAACACUAUCUGUAAAGAACAACAGUUUUUCUUCACUUAGAUCCUCUGAGUCUGAUUUAAAGGUGUGUUAUAUGCUGGUAACAGGGUUUUUUUUAUCACGGUAAUCUGUAGGAGUCAUCUACUGUUAUCAAAGGUUAUUCUUCUUACUCGUAUCUUUUGAGGGGGUUAAAAAUCUGAUUCAAGGCCAUUUUCAUUUUCUCAUUUUAAAACUACUGCAGGAACUUUUUACGUGUGGAUUUUGGCGCCCUCAGUAGGAAAAGUCAUAUGUGUUUAAUCUGGUUGGCCCCUUCUUUUUUAUGUGUAAUGGUGAUUACUGACAAAAAAUACCUCAUCUCACUGUGUCUUCAGAAUAAAAAUAUGUUAUUUAAUAUGAACAUUUAUAUUUAAAGAAGUAGAAAAGGGGUUUUUAUAUAGAAAUCAAAACAUCUGACAGUAGUUGCCACAAUAACAAUGUACAUCAAAGUAACUGUCUGUGUUUUUGCCAACUGUCUAUUUGUUUUUGUAAAUUAUAUCAAAAAAUCAUUUUAAUUUUCCAGUCAGUUUUAUAACUAUCAAAAAUUCUGUACAGGGGCUUUAAAAAAACAGAACAAAGAAAGCAGAUAUAAAACCCCAACAGCCUUCCUACAGUUGAUGCGGUAAAAGCUGUUCACCAUGACUUGAUCGACUUUUCUUUUUAAUGUCUAUUUUGAGUCUCAGACCGUUUUCUUUUAUUACGAGAACACAAUGAAUUGCUUUGAGCCAAGCUGCUUUUGUAGAUGGUCCUUGAAGUAACUUUUUCUUAGAGUUUUUCAGCUUUUAACCAGACUUAUCCAAAACUAUUUGUGCAGAGAAGUCCAGAGUCCUGUGUGUUUGGCUUGCAUUUUAACAGCUUCAUUUUUAAAGAUCAAAAUUUUGAACAUUUUUUGAUUUCCUUCCAUUUGACUGCUUUUUAAAUUAGUUUCAAUGAAAAGUCCUAAAUUCAAACUCCAUCGCCAAGAAAAAUCUUCCUUUUUUUCCUUUUUUUCCAUGAUGUGAAAUGUGUUCAGUGUUUUUAGAAAUGUGUUUUAACAGCAUGGAUAAUGAAUAAAGCAUUUUUAGUGUUCGACAAUGUCAUCAAAGUAGUUAUCAAUAUCUUUUCAUGUUUACUGGAGUGUAUUACGUUGUUUUUUGAGUAGAUACUAACUUCAUGAGGUUAACAGAGUAUUACAUUUCCCCCGUAUGAUUCAAAGACAAGAAAAACAACAGCAAAGUGAGGGUUGCACUCUUAACCUGGUUCAGUUUGUUGGAUCUUUUGACACAUGUCCUUAGAGCAUCUGAGCUGAACCCUGGUCCCCUCUUGUGGUAGGCGUCUGAGCUGCACCCGACGAAAGAUGCUGUUGGUUGUCAUGGCAGCAGUGCUGGUGGUGGCGGGGGCGAGGCAGGGCUGCAGCUCUGAGUGUCAUCUAACCAACAUUCCCAUCCAGGUGGAGAGCUGCGGUCGCACUGAAUCUGUUUACACCACUGUGUGUGCGGGACAGUGCUACAACAAGGUAAGAACUCAUUCCCACUCUGAAGAUAUAAACGAUCUCUUCUGUCCAUCUGAGCAUUUAAUCAGUGUGUAAUGCAGGAGUAGAGUUCACUCAAGUUACACAACUAACAGUUUGCUGGACGUUAACUGAAGGAAAAGUACAAUUUAACCUUCUGUUAAACUUUAAAAAAACAAGAGUGACAUUUUAACUAAUGAAUGUACUGGAUCAGCAAAGAAAUAGAGUAAUGACUUUGUCCACAGCAGGUACCAGAAACAACACAAGUCAAAAGUUCCUCACAGGAGCUUCUACAGAGUGAUUUUAAAACUUAUAAAUGCAGUCACAGUUAUGAUACUGUUAUUCCACUUAUUUUUCAAAACUGACAUUCUCAAAUAGAAAAAUGAUUACAAAUCAUUCUUAUACUAAUAAAAACAAAAUAAACCCUACUGUCUGAAUGGACAAGAAAAUUUACUGAAUUAUUAUUUGUUACUUUCUUUUUAUCAUCUUAUCUGUUUAUUGAUUUGUUUCAGCUGCACUUUGAAAUUUCGAGCAAACAUAAUUUUCUAAUUUUUUCUAAUUUGUAUGUUCAUAAUCCAGUUUAUCAAGUUUCAAUUACAACUUUGACCCUCUUGUUGUUGUUGUUGCUGUUGUUGCUGACAGGACCCGGUCUACAUCGGCCACGAUGACUGGGCUGAACAGAAGGUCUGUAAUGGGAACUGGACUUAUGAGGUGAAACAGUUCCCAGGAUGUCCUGUGAGCAUCACUUACCCUGUGGCCACACACUGCGAGUGUACUGCAUGCAACGCAGGAAGCACACACUGCGGACGCUUUAUUGGAGAAGCACCCAGCUGUCUGCCUUUUUAAAGGAACGGAGCCUCCAUCGCAUCUACAGGAAGUUACUCAACUGGGUACUGAAAUAAAACUGCAACGCCAAAG